Cyprinodon variegatus (sheepshead minnow) is the source of this 427-nucleotide messenger RNA. Its product is annotated as SH2 domain-containing protein 7-like. The transcript has 3 exons. Gene Ontology annotation, cellular component: cytoplasm. Lineage: Eukaryota; Metazoa; Chordata; Actinopteri; Cyprinodontiformes; Cyprinodontidae. The annotation marks the transcript as partial. The record is from RefSeq and is a predicted model, not a curated record.
UCCUGACACGCGGUUGAGAAUGGCGAAGAAGUCUACGGUCGACCUGCAGAUGCUGGAGGCAGACGGAGGCCUGAAGGAGCUGGUGCUGAGGUGGUUCCGCGACACUCAGGCGCAGCUCAUCCUGCAAAAUGGAAACUUCCCCAACUGGUUCCAGGGCCUCGCUGCAAGAAAGGAAGCAGAAGAUGUACUGAGAGAUAAAGCUCUGGGCUGCUUUCUCAUCCGCCUCAGUGAUAAAGCCAUUGGCUACAUCCUGUCCUACAAAGGCCAUGACAGGUGUCGCCAUUUUGUAAUUUCCCAAAAUCCAGAUGGCCAGUUUGUGAUAUCUGGGGACUGUCAGCUGUUUGGCAGUCUGACUGAGCUGAUAGAGCAUUACAAGGUCAGCCCCAUUCAGCCGUUUGGAGAGUACCUCACCUCCAGCUGCUGCCAG